This is a messenger RNA of Penaeus indicus, 8248 nucleotides long. RefSeq names its product transcription factor mef2A-like (gene Mrtf). Bases 45 to 4121 code for a protein of 1358 amino acids. Lineage: Eukaryota; Metazoa; Arthropoda; Malacostraca; Decapoda; Penaeidae. Gene Ontology annotation, molecular function: transcription coactivator activity. The transcript is spliced from 12 exons. Gene Ontology annotation, biological process: positive regulation of transcription by RNA polymerase II. The record is from RefSeq and is a predicted model, not a curated record. Gene Ontology annotation, cellular component: nucleus.
CUCCACCCAAUUUCCAGGAUUGCAACUUGAACGACCUUAGCAAGAUGGCGGAUAGCAGCAGCGGGGGGGGAUCUCAGCCUCCCUUUAUCCCGCUGUCCCCACCCAAGUGUGAAGUGGACGAUUCACCUCUGCAGGGCAAGAUGCUGAACAAGAAUAAGGAAUCCCUGAAAGUAAAGCUGAUGCUGAGGCGGCCUCGGGAGGACCUGGUCAGCCGCGGAGUCAUUCCUCCCAUGAAUACUCCAGCUGCCUUCUACGAGCAGCGGCAGAAGCUAGACAUGGCAAAGAAACAUGACAUUCUCAAGCAGAAAAUGCAGCGGAGACCUGACAGAGAGGAACUUGUACGACAACAUAUUUUAGAAGAUGCACCUGGUAACAUUGACCCAUCACUAGUGGAAAAACAGAAACAGCUGAAGAGAGCCAGAAUAGCCGAUGCCAUAAGUGACCACCUCUGUCAGCGGCCUGGCCCUCUGGAGCUGGUCAGAGCCAAUAUCCUCCAUACUUCAGAAGACUUGGAGAAAGCUGUUAAAGAGGGACAGUUGAUGUUUAAAAGUACAAGUGAAGGAGAACCUAGAAAGCAUCCAAGCUUGUAUGUGCAGUUUGAAGAUGAGUCAAGCAGUGAGGGUGGCAUGUCUCCAGACCAGAGUGAGGCUGGAAGUGCCACAGGGGUCAGAGAGCAUAUGUCACCCAGUCCAGUACUGUUAGAGACCACUUCAGCUCCUGCAACCACAGCAGUGAUCCCUCCACCGCCACCUCCUGUUGCUCCCACUGUCACAGCAGCACCUGCUACCUGUGCAACAGAUUUGGCAGCGCCCUCCCCUUCUCUCACUUCCACCACCUCCUCUCUCUCGCCUCUGUCUUCUCUCGCGUCUCCUCAGCACCCUCUCCUUCCUUCUCCUCAAGCCUCUGCUCUCACCCAAACACUCUUUGUCACUCGUACUCCUCUUCCCCAUGCCCUCACAACACCUCCACAACAAAAUUCUGCUCCAGGCAAGGACCAGUCCAAGAGCAGGAAGAAGUCAAAAGGAAAAACUCAGCCCAAAGCUAGAACUAUCAAGUUUCAUGAAUAUAAGGGCCCUCCAAGUGCAGUCAAGAGAGAAUCAAGUACGAGUUCCUCAGAGACUUCCUACGACAUACUUCUUCAGCAGCAACAGUUAUUUUUGCAGUGUCAGCUAGAACUGAAACAGAAGUAUCCGCAGAUCAUCUUGCCCGCGGCGCUCAAACCCUCAAACAAUGACAGCACUAGCAGUCUUCCGUCUGUGAUAAAGGUAGCUCCCACCCCCCCUCCACUGCCUUCUUCCACAGUGGCGAGUGGACUCACCCUCUCCCAGGUACUCCACACGCCAUCGCACACACCCACCACGACGCCCACUCCGUCUUCUACUCCACCUGCUCCCCCCCCUCCACCCACGCCCCCCGAGACCAGCAUCAGAGUGCACACCAAGUUAGAGGAUAUGAAAGUGUCAGAUCUGAAAGCUGAACUGAAGAAAAGAAACUUGCCAGUAUCUGGUUCAAAGCCCCAGUUGAUAGAGAGAUUAAAGACUCAUGCAGCGCAGAAUUCCAGUGUGGCGAGUAGUGUUACCAAUAGCAAUAGCAGCAGUAGCAUCAGCAGCAGCAACAGUCUCAGUAGCAACAAUAACAACAACACCAACAAUAUUAGCAACAAUAACAACAACAACAAUCUUAGUAACAGUAUGAAUAACAAUGCAUCUGUUACCCUGAGGUUAGGGAGUGUAGAGAGAGAAACAGUCACUCCCAUCACAACCAUGGAGGGUGACGGCAAAGGACAUGUCACACGGACUGACACCUCUGGCAACACUGUGUUGUCUGUGGCACAUCUGCUGGAGCAUUCUUCGACACCAACUCCAACACAAUCGGCGUUUAAUUAUACAGACGAUUCUUCAGUUCAAGGUUUACUGGAAGGGCCAAUGGACUUCAGAGAUGACAGUGUUUCAUCUCCUGCCUAUUCUCACAUUUCCACUUCCUCCACGCGCCCACCCAGUGUGGCUCCCAUGGAUGUGGACUUCGACUCUGCCAUGGACACAAAUGACUUCCCACCUCUUACUCCGGGCGAUGCGUUAACCCCUCUUAGUAUUCACAUAAGUGAUGGUGGCUCAAUUAAUACCCCGCCCCCACCUCCACCACCUCCUCCCCCUCCACCACCUCCAAGUAAUCACAUCAUCAGCGCCACGGCUUCCACCAUACCCGUCGCGAGUGUCCUGUUAUCGCCAAUAAUUCAGACAGUCAACACUGCCCCAAAUCAGACAGUGACAGCGAGACAAUCGACCCCACAGGCCACAGCAGCCCCCACUGUGAUGUCCAAUGAGAGCAUGGCGAAUCUGCAGAGAAGAAUAGAGGAGCUGCAGAGAGAAUUGCAUCACACCCAGAUGCAGCUUCGGUUGCAGCAGCAGCAGAACAUUAUCAAAGCUCAGGAACAGCAGUGUAAAAAUAUCCAGGAUAACAAGCUUAACCAGAAGCUGAUACUGCAGCAGCACAUCCACAACAAAAAGCAACAGCAGCAACAGCAGCAGCUGCAGUGCCACAUACAGCAGUUACACCAUUUACAAACACUGCAUCAGAAACAGCAGCAGUUGUUGCAGCAGCAGGUUGUGCAUGACACAGGCAAGCCCAAGAUCCAGGAGAAUGGGCUCAUCCAGCAGCACCAGCAGCCACAGCAACUGGAGCUGAACAACCAUGACCUUGGCAACGGAGAGGUGAAGGUGAAGUCGGAGAAUGUAUGGGACCAGCUCCUCAGCUCGCCCAACCCCCACACCAACGAGCAACCAAAGACUCAGCGUUCGGGAUCCAUAUCCUCGCAAAAUGGCAUUACAGUCAAUGCUCAUCAGCGAACUGCGUCUCUACCAAAUGUAUCGGGAAUCAUUAUCACCAGUGCCAGUGAAAAUACUGCCAAUAAUAAUAAUAAUAACAAUAACAAUUUAAAUAGAACUACUACAGAAUCACAGUUUGUACUGAAACCUCCUCCUAACUAUGAUGAAGCGACCAAGCAGUUAAAAGGAACAUUAAUAUCAAAUAAGGCCCCAGUGACUGGACAGAACAGAAAACCAUCUGUUAAAAGCCAGGCUGUGGACGAUGUAUUAGAAAUUCUCAUCAAAAAUGGAGAGUUGCCUCCAAGUGCAGCACAAGAUCCUCACACCCCGACCCAAAUCAAGUGUAGCCGAACUGGGCCAACGUUUACCAGUUCUUCGGGUGACUCUCCUACUAUUUACACCACAUCUCCUGCUGUGCCAGUUAUCUUCAGCAGCAGUUCAGCAUCACUGCCACUUGUAUUCACAACCUCAUCUACUGCACUCCCCGUUGUGUAUACGACGACCUCUGCAGUCCCAUCGACUCAAGAGACCACUGUUCCGCCUCCACCACCACCCCCACCUCCACCACCGCAUCAUUCUAGUCAACGCAUCACUAGUGCCACGGUUGCAAGCUCAGUAGCACAGCAACCAGUGCCAGGGAUACCAAGCUCCUGCACAUCUCCUAUAGUAACUAGUGGCCUCAACUCUCACUCCCUCUUUGCUGAUCUUGUGAUGGAGGGCCCCAAUCAGCCUGGCUUGGAGCUUCCUCUGGACCUGGACUUACCCGUGCUUGAAGGCAUGGAGCUCGGCACCUUGGAGCACACGCUAGAUCACAACAAUAUUCCACAGGAUCUGCUCAUCUCCCACAGACCAGAGGAGUCCUUCAUCACCGUAGGCCCAACCAUGGACGUUAAGAUGGAGGUGAACGAUGACGUUGACGUAGCCUCUUGGCUCGACUCCUUGGUGCCCACUCCCAAUGGUCCAGUGUUGACGUCGGGGUCUUCCACAUUCACAGCGCCCUGGCCACCCUCACAGUUGAUUUCAACAUCGGGAAACAGCAGUGACAGUGGCAUUGGGAGUAAUUACAGCAGUGGUAGCAACAGCAGUUGUAGCAACAGAGGAGGUAACCACAGUAGUUGCAGCACUAGUAGCACAAGUAGUAGUGGUGGGAGAAGUGGUAUUAGUGUUAAUCAAAGUGAUCCACUGCUCUCUAAUAACCAGGACCAUUUAGACCUCUUUAACCUGGAGGAGAUGGACCUCAAGGCUCACGAUGUGACAUCAGGCCUAUCAUGGGACCGCAUCGAUUUUACUGCAUGAGAGUUUAGUGUGCUGAUCACAUAGUUGGUCAUCCUUCGUGUACCAUGUACUGAUCAAAGCCAGUUCACUAUGUUCAAUGUCUGGUCAAUGUAUGUCCAAGUGUGGGACCAUUGGCUGACAAAGACUGAAAGUCAAGGGACCAUUGACUGCAGUAGAUUUCAGCCUUGACUGACUAGCAUAUUUAAUAGCUGAAGUGCUACUGCAUCUUGAGUGACUGGCAGUACCCUAAUGUGGCUACUGAUAUAAGUGUUAAUGUCUGUGAUGACAAAUGAGUGCCUUACAGUACUCUAACAAAGGACCAUUGAAUAUUUAGUUCAUAUUUUAGGUUGUGUUCAGCCAACUCCACACAAUUCCCUGUUAUUCCAUUUUGACUACCUGUCAUAUAGAUCAUGCUCACAAUCAUUAUUAGAAGUUUUAAAAACUUUAAUCAUAAAUCUCUAGAAAUUUCUGUGUCAAGUAUAUAUAUGAUGUAUCUGUAAAUAGUUCCUUCAUGUAAAAUGGUGCUGUUUUGACUAUUUCCACUUGUUUGAGUUUUCUCCAAGAUAUAUGCUACUUGUCAGUUAAUCCUGCAAAUUGGUCAGGUGUAUCACUAUGUACUGUAAUAAGUGUAUGAUAAGUUUUGGGAACAAAUCUACCCCUUCCAUAAAUUUUUGCUGUGUACUUGCCUUAUUGAAGUGGAGCUCUGAAUUCAUGAAGUUGAAUCUGUUUUGACUUUAUUGCUCUGUACAUAUGUUAUGCCUAGGUAAUUUUUGUGACAAGAGUGAAGGCUCUUUCACCUACGCUGUGAUUAUUAUGUAUGUCAGGAACAGCCAGUCAUGUCUAGCCCACUGAAGGCAGGCACACAGUCUAACCAUUCCAUGAUGACCCUCGGCCCAUGGCUGUGUCUUCGAUUCUGAGAGACCCCAGCCGGGCGCUAUCACCCUAGCUCAUGGUGUGCAAAUCUCCGCCUGGCAUGUGGUGUCCAACACCAUUAAAACGUAUUCCGGGCUUGUAGUAGUUUGAAAACCCACUCAUUAGAAACCUGUCUAGUGGAGUUUUUGAAAAAUCUAUAGGCGCAACUUGGGUUUACAAAGUUCAAAACCAGUUCUUCAAACCCACAUUCAUGAAGUCCAGACAAAGAAUGAUGACCCUGACCAGAGGUAUCAAAUUGCCAUUACCUUUCCCUCUCAUGGUGUCUAAAGCCUGUUCACUGUAUCAGGUCAUAACUUCUGAUCAUACCCAUGGUUUCUAUAACUAGUGCUUAUGCCCCUGGCAUGUGUACAAAACCAGCAUUUGUAACACUUACUGAAGAUGUUUUAGCUUGCACCAGUUCAUGAAUGGGUCAUUAAGAAUGAGCUUAAUUAUAGCUGCAGAGUGAACUGUGACAGGUCCAUGGAGUUAUUGCAAGCUUUAAACUUUGGUAUGUCGAACUCUCUCUCUGUCGACGCUCAUGUCCAUGGCUCAUUAAGUUACCGAAGCCAGUCAUUGUAAUCUUGGAACAUGAUGAUACAAAUCUCUGCAGGUAAUCCUAGCUUUUAAUGCCCACAGCUGAUGGUGUCCAAAGCUUGCUGUAUCGACCUAUAGCUCAAAGUAAUCAACACUUACAUUUGUAACAAAGGGAAAGAUACUCAGACUGACUCAGACGUCCAUAUGUUACCCCUACGUGGAGACGUCAAACUUAAACAUUGUACAGUUUAUGUAGGCUGACCGUGCUCCCAAGAAUUUAUUUUAUUGUUUUAUUUUUUCUUGGUGAUCAUGAGCCUAUGCAGUGUAUUGUAUUGUACUGAAUGAAGGCAUCAUGUUCGGUCUUGUAUGCAAUAUGUUCAUGCACAUGUUCAAACUUUUGCGGUAAGAAGUGGGUCUGAACAGCAAAAGGCAUCCAUAUCUGUCAGUGUUGCCAGGUAUAGCCAUCUGAAUGCAGAAGUCUCAGCAGUAUUCUGAGUCCUGUGUCUUAGUCAUAAUGGCAUCUGGUAUACCUCGGUCACUAAUGUUGUGUGCUCGAGUCUCUGUGGUCAUGUGGCUGCUCUCCCAACAUAUACAAGUGGAAUAGUAAUCCCACAAACUCUUGAGGGUACCAAAAUGACAUAGACCUUGGUUGCAUAUUACUGUUAUCAUAGAAAACUGAGCCAUUAUGAUUCAUAGGUAUGCCUUCAUGCAUUAACUGUAUAGGGUGAUGCUUCUUCAUAGCCUAAGCUAACUUCACACGAACAUGUACAUUUAUCAACAGCUCUCUCUAUUUUUCAUCCUUUCAUCCUCUUCCCCCCCCCCCUCCACUCUUCUUCAUCCCAGAUGGUUAUUCUUUGAAUGAUUCAAAUGAGGAUAGGAAGCCUUGCUGGUAAACAUGUGCCAAUUUGCUCAGACAGAUAGCCAUUAACUGCGUCUAUUAAUUAAGGCUAACCAGAGCUUGCACAAAAAAAGAAAAAAGAAAAAAGAAUGUCAGUCUGCACAAUGAGAUAGACAGGCCAGGAAUAAUCAAGCUUUUACAAGCUGGUAUCAGUAUUGUAAAUUUGGGUAAUGCAAAAAAAAAAAAUAAUAAUAAUAAUUAAUAAUAAUAAUCAUAAUAAAACAAUUCUAUCUGUUUUUAUCUUUUAACAUUCAAAGUACAGUAUUUUCUCUCACACUUGCACACAUUUUUUUUUCCAUCACCUUCUCGUCUCUUCUUUUCUCUUCUAGUCUCUUUUAUACUUUGCACCUUAAGGAAUUAAAUUGUUUAAUGAAUACACAUGCAAGCCCAUCCCAUAUCCUGUCUUUGUUGGCUCUUGUUCAGAUUCCUUUGUAGCAAAUUCUUGGGCAUUUUCAGUUGCAUUAAAGUUUGCAUCAGAUUGCUUGCCAUGUAUGGAAAAGUAAAUAUGUAAUGCUUUACCACCAGUUCUCAAGGCCAAAAUUAACAGAUAGAGUUGAGCUUUAUUGCAAUUUGUUGGUUUAACAUAUAUGACUCCAGAGUUGUGGUACCAAUUAUAAUAUUUACCUCUGUGCUCAAUGUUAAACAUUUGAUGCUACGGCAGGGCCUUGCUAGUGUGCCAAACCAAUAUAGCCAUCACCAGUUACCAACAUUCCACAAAUCCACCGGAAGUCAUGGCUGCAGCAUUAAAUAGAUUGUAAACUUGUUAGUGAAGUCUGCUGUUGUUCAAGCUUAGCUGUUGAUGCUAUAAUUAUAAUAGUGUUUGAUAGACAAACUGUGCAUUUUUAUACCAACAGCUCCUUUCCAAGUAUGGUACUUUGGUAAAACCUGCAUUAGGUGUAAAUGAAGGUAACAAAACUGCUAUGUUUCCUUAUGAAUGUAACAGCUUUCCUCUUCGAGAUGUAGUUUUGGCAUAUUUUCUCUUUGUGUUGCAGCACUACAAGCAGUCUUCUAUCUCCCACCUUUUACCAUUGUAGCAUUGAGCAUUCUUUCUGAAAUCUCUGCUAGGAGUGCAUUGCCAGCAAGGGCAGUAUUGUAUUGGUCUGGUUUGAACAGUUCCAUUUAUAUAUGUAUUUUGACCACCUGUGCUGAUUUUCUCUUUUUUAUCAUUGUCUUAGUCACUCGUAGGAAAAAGAAAAAAAAAUUGUCAAACCAACAAAGCAUUUUUGGAACUUGGUCAGCACAUAGAAGCCAUGUAAACUUUCUGUAGUUUGCAUCAUGUGGAGGAUAUCACUUGCCAACCUCCACCUAGGAAGAGUUGCAGCUGAAGGAUAGUUGGAUAUUAUAACGCUUUCAUUGAUACUGAUCUCUAUUUGGAAUUCUGUGUUACACAGAUUUUGUUCAAAUUACGUAAUUAAGUGAAGGGAACCUAAAUACAUAUAUUGGAUGCAUUCUGUGUGAAAAGUUAUUGCUAUUAACUGCUUGGAUAAUAGGAGAGAGCACAGUAAUAGGAAUGUAAAGGGAAAUCACAUUUACAAUAAAGACGACCAAGAAUAUCUUGCGUUUUUGGACAUACUGUAUUUCUUUCUUAAUCAUAGUUAUUAUGAAAAGGAAAAUUCUAGAUUUAAUUUUAGGAUAGAAUGUCCUAUGUGCUGCAGCCUAAUAUUAAUGGUGAAUAGUGUCAAAUUGGUACUCACAAUUUGAGUCACUUUAAUAGCUUUGCCCUAUGUAUAGAAACCUAUCAUCUCAUAUAAAAAUUUGGAUCACAUUUGUCAGGUGGAUUAAAUAAAUAAAUGGCACUUGGUUA